Rubroshorea leprosula is the source of this 1549-nucleotide messenger RNA. NCBI's taxonomy places the organism in Eukaryota, Viridiplantae, Streptophyta, Magnoliopsida, Malvales, Dipterocarpaceae. The record is from the annotation of a GenBank genome assembly.
AACGGUAGAUUGAGGGAGAAAAAAAAAAAGAAGAGAGAGAGAGAAAUGAAGCAUAUUUUCAAGAAGCUACACAAAGGCCAUAAUCAGGAGCCUAAUCGAACCAACGAGACGCCACCGCCGCCGUCUCCCUCAUGUGCCACCGAUCAUCAACGUACCAUGUCCGGAAACUCCCUGACGAGUCCCUCCACGUCAUCGCCUGCUCCGGCUACUGUUCCGACGAGCUUCGGGAACACUACAGCAGCGUCGACUGUGUCGGCAAGUAAUGGUACUGAUUACAUGUUGUCGGAGGAGGAGUUCCAGGUUCAGUUAGCUCUAGCGAUCAGCGCAUCGAAUUCGGAGGAUCCCGAGAAGGAUCAGAUCCGCGCGGCGACUCUGCUGAGCUUGGGGGGCCAUCAUCAGAUGGAUACAGGCGGGGAUAGGGAGGAGGUGCCCGCUGAGGAUUUAUCGAGACACUAUUGGGAGUACAGUGUGCUUGAUUACAAAGAGAAAGUGGUUGAUGGUUUCUAUGAUGUGUAUGGGCCUUCCACGAAUUCAGUACUCCAAGGAAAAUUGCCAUCUCUUGCAGAUCUUGAGACAAAUCUUGGGAAUUAUGGCUUUGAAGUUGUGAUUGUCAAUCGAACAAUUGACCCUGUCUUAGAAGAGUUGGUGCAAAUUGCACAUUGUAUUGCAUUAGAUUGCCCUGCUAGUAAUGUUAGUGUCUUAGUCCAAAAGCUUGCCGAAUUUGUUGCAGGCCAUAUUGGUGGACCUGUUAAGGACGCUAACAUAAUGUUGGCAAGGUGGAUGGAAAGGUGCAUGGAAUUGAGAACAUCUCUUGAGACAAGUUUAUUGCCUAUUGGUUCCAUUAAUAUAGGAUUGUCUCGGCAUCGUGCUUUACUUUUCAAGGAGGUUGCUGUGAAGAAAUUCCUAGACCAGGAUUUCUCAGGUGCUGCUUUGGCUGAAUUCAAAAGAGAAGUAAGUGAAGAGUUAAACUCAGGAUUUCUGUUUUUAGUUUUGUCUCCAAAUGAUAGAAACUUGUAUUGCAAGAUGCUUUUAGUUUUUCUAUUGUCUUUCAUCUAGAAUGCAAGACAUAUGCAAGUUGAUGAAAAGAAAGGGACAUGUACAAGCUCAGGAAGGGCAUAAAUGUCUGGUAUGAGCUUGUGUUAAUGACUUUUGAACCAGGCGAACUGAUUGACUUUGGAUAUUUGUUUUCCUCUUCAAUUUAAGGUGUGGAUAAUGUGUAGACUGCGUCAUCCAAAUGUUGUUCUUUUUAUGGGUGCUGUUACUCAUCCUCCAAACCUCUCUAUCAUCACUGAGUUUCUUCCAAGAGGAAGCUUGUAUAAGAUUCUUCAUCAUCCUAAUUGUCAAAUUGAUGAGAAGCGUAGAAUAAAAAUGGCUCUUGAUGUGGCAAGGGGUAUGAAUUGCCUACGCACCAGCGUUCCCACAAUUGUUCACUGGGAUUUGAAGUCACCAAAUCUUUUGGUUGAUAAAAACUGGAAUGUCAAGGUUUGUGAUUUUGGGUUGUCACGCUUAAAGCAUAAUACCUUCCUCUCAUCAAAAUCAACUGCAGGAA